Messenger RNA from Plasmodium inui San Antonio 1, 612 nucleotides. RefSeq lists its product as hypothetical. The transcript has 4 exons. The coding region runs from base 1 to 612 and encodes 203 amino acids. The record is from RefSeq and is a predicted model, not a curated record. Lineage: Eukaryota; Apicomplexa; Aconoidasida; Haemosporida; Plasmodiidae.
AUGGAUACGACCGAAGCGACAACCUUUAUCCCCCCCGAAAAUUUUUCAGACUUGGGAAGGCUAAAGAACGGGGGAGGAAUUAAAGGAGUGAGAAAUGUGGGUAUUCUGCAGAGUUUGUCCCAUCUUGGAAGUGCAAAGAGUUGGACAUGUUUGAAUGACCUGGGGAUUGCGUGCAAUUCGGGAAGUUUUAUCCAUCUGGAUGAUUUCGACGAUUCUAAAUUGAAAACGGAAGAAAACCUAAAACAAGCGGGGAUGAAAGAGUUUGUCCUAAAAUACGAAGAGAACAGAGAAGACAUCCUGCGAAGAAUCACCAACAACCUGAGGGACGAUUACCCGAACAACCCCAGUGGCAGCCUCCAGAGUUACUUGUCUCAGAAGAGGAACCAAAUUGCCUCCCCCAUAACCACCGACAACCCCAAUGUAGAAGUCUUAAAGAAUAUGAGCUCAACGCACGGCCUUUUGAAGAUAUUCCUCAUAACCUUCUUGGCUUCCCUGGUAUUCUUCGCCUUCGUAGUUUUAAUAAAAUAUGUGUACAGCAGAUUCAAAAAGCACAUGGAAAAUCGGCUGAACAAUUACAGUAGUGGAGUGGAAGCGCUAAACUACCUCCCCUAG